AUGACUCCAGGUUUGCUUGUGAGGAUCCACCGGAUAAAUGACAGUGUUGAGGUUCUCGAGAACUCUAACAUGACGUUCCCAUUCAAGGGACCAUGGUUUGCUGGGAAAGAUGUACUGAUCACAGUCGAUCCAGCUAAUAUACAGCAUAUAGUGACCUCAAACUUCUCCAACUACAUCAAAGGUGCAGAGUUCCAAGAGAUCUUUGAAGUUUGCGGAGACGGGAUAAUCAACUCAGACGCCGACCGAGCUAGCAAGCUGAAGAAGUGUUACCAGGCCCUGCUCCGUCAUCAAGGGUUUCAGAGGGAUUCAAUGAGUAUCACAACACGCAAGCUCAAUGACGUAUCUCUCUCCAUUGAAUUGCGUGAAAAUGAGUUCGUUAAAGCAUUAGACGAUGUUGCGGAAGCGAUUGUAUAUAGGCAUUUUACACUAAGAUUCAUGCGGAACCUCCAAAAGUGGAUAGGGUUUGGACCAGAGAAGAAGAUGGUAGAAGCUGAUGCAAUAAUUGAUCGUGUUUGUGCAAAAUAUAUAUCAGCUAAGAGAGAUGAGAUACAACAAGGGACUAGUAGUCACCAUGAGGAUGUUUUAACUUUCUUCAUAAAACUAGACACAACCAAGUACGAGCUCUUGAAUCCCAUUGAUGAUAGAACAAGUGAGUGA
Molecule: messenger RNA, 657 nt
Organism: Brassica napus (rape)
Lineage: Eukaryota; Viridiplantae; Streptophyta; Magnoliopsida; Brassicales; Brassicaceae
Product: alkane hydroxylase MAH1-like
Exons: 2
Coding region: 1-657 (218 amino acids)
Molecular function (GO): iron ion binding; heme binding; monooxygenase activity
Source: RefSeq, a predicted model, not a curated record